AUGGGGUCCGACACAUUCGAGCUGGCCGGACGCCAGUUCCCCAAUGUUACUUGGUACAAAAAUCCGGGGAUGAGAAAGACCUACAUCUGCUUGAUGUUCGUGGUCUUGACUUCGGCUACCAAUGGCUACGACGGAUCGAUGAUGAACGGAUUGCAGAUCCUGACACCCUGGCAGGAAUACUUUGGUCACCCCACGGGCUCGAGUUUGGGCAUCCUCAGUGCUAUCAUGUCCCUCGGGUCGUUGGCGGCGCUCCCGGCGGUGCCGUAUACGGCGGAUAUCUUGGGUCGUCGCAUGGGCAUCUUGAUCGGGUGUCUGAUCAUGAUCCUCGGCGUGGUUCUGCAGAGUAUCGGCGCGACCUACGGCAUGUUCCUGGCCGCACGGUUCCUGAUCGGCUUUGGUGUGGCCAUUGCCCACGGGGCCUCCCCACUGCUGAUCACCGAGCUGGUCCACACCCAGCAUCGUGCAAUCUUCACGACGAUCUACAAUACCACUUGGUAUUUCGGUGCCAUUGUCGCUGCGUGGCUCACGUUCGGCACCAACAACAUCAAGAAUGACUGGGCGUGGCGCGCCCCGUCCAUGGUGCAGGCGCUCCCGUCCAUCAUCCAGAUCAUCUUCGUUUGGUUCGUGCCCGAGUCGCCUCGGUUCCUCAUCUACAAGGGCAAGCACGAGCAGGCGCUGAAAGUGAUGGCGGACGCCCAUGCCAACGGCGACCAGGAGGACGAGGUGGUGCAGCUGCAGAUGCACGAGAUCAAGGAGACGAUCCGGCUGGAGAAGGAGUUCGAGAGCAACGGCUGGAUGGAGCUGAUCCGCACCAAGGGCAACCGGCACCGCAUCCUCAUCUGCAUCACGGCGGGGUUCUUCUCGCAGUGGUCGGGCAACGGGCUAGUGUCGUACUACAUCAAGAUGAUCCUCGAGACGGUGGGCUACACCGACACCGUGCAGCAGAACCUCAUCAACGGCUGCCUGAACAUCCUCAACCUGAUCGUCGCCCUGACCAUGUGUUUCUUCGUCGACAAGAUCGGCCGCCGCCGGCUCUUCCUGGUCUCGACGGCGGGCAUGCUUAUCGCGUUCAUCGUGUGGACGAUCUGCUCCGCGCGCUACGAUAUCCACAAUACUUCCUCCACCGCCAACGCCGUCGUCGCCAUGAUCUACAUGUACUACGUGUUUUACAAUCUCGCGUGGUCGGGUCUCCUGGUCAGCUACACGGUGGAGAUCCUGCCUUAUAGCAUCCGUGCUAAGGGCAUGACGGUGAUGUGGUUCUGCAUUGACGCCGCCCUCUUCUUUAACCAGUACGUCAACCCCAUCGCCCUAGACGCCAUCCAUUGGAAAUACUACAUCUUCUACUGCGUGUGGCUGGGCAUCGAGCUGGUGGUGGUGUGGUUCUUCUACGUGGAGACGCGUAACACUCCGCUGGAGGAGAUCGCCAAGUACUUUGAUGGUGAAAAUGCUAUGGUCGGCGGGGCGGCGGCGACCCAGAAGGCGCGCGAUCUGGCGUCGACGCUGGAGGAGGAGCCUGUGAAUGAGAAGAAACCCCCCAAAAUCCCCAAAAGCACAAAACAAGCCCUCAUCAUAUCGCACCUCCAAAACUCCACCACCUGCCACACACUACGCGAGCUGGAGCGCGCCCUCCCAGCCGUGGCCUCCAUCGCGAGCAUCCAAGUCAAAGAGUACCUGCAGGAGUUGACCGAUGGGGGCCAGAUCCACGUGGAGCGGAUCGGCACGGUGAACUGGUACUGGAGUUUUGCGGGGGUGGAGCAGCGGGUGCGGGAGGAGCGGGUGUCUCGGUUGGGGGAGGAGCGGGAUCGGGUCCGGGCUGGGGUGGAGGGGUUGGUGAGUGUUUUACGGGAGAGGGAGACACUUUUGGGUGGGGAGGGUGGUGAUGUUGAAGGCGAGAGGGGGAGGUUGGAGGAGGAGAGGAAGGUGAUGAGCGGGGAGAGGGAUGCGCUGAGGAGGGAGUUGGGGAGUUGUGGUGGUGAUGUUGAAGGCGAGAGGGGGAGGUUGGAGGAGGAGAGGAAGGUGAUGAGCGGGGAGAGGGAUGCGCUGAGGAGGGAGUUGGGGAGUUGUGGUGGUGAUGGUGAGGGCGGGAUUGGGGAUAGUGGAAUGGAUGGGGAGACACUACGAGGGGAGAUCGCACGGUUGAAGGAGGAAGCUCGUCUGUGGACGGAGAAUGUGUGGGUUGUGGAAGGGUAUCUGGAGCGGUUGGCUGGAGGAGAUCGUGAGGUGGUUGAGACGGUGCGGAGGGAAUGUUAUGGGGAGAUGUAUGGCGAGGGGGAGGGGUUGGAUGUAUCGUAG
Molecule: messenger RNA, 2292 nt
Organism: Aspergillus candidus
Lineage: Eukaryota; Fungi; Ascomycota; Eurotiomycetes; Eurotiales; Aspergillaceae
Product: putative GAJ protein
Exons: 6
Coding region: 1-2292 (763 amino acids)
Biological process (GO): carbohydrate transport; transmembrane transport
Cellular component (GO): membrane
Molecular function (GO): carbohydrate:proton symporter activity
Source: RefSeq, a predicted model, not a curated record